GCACUCCGCUUCGGCGUCCAGAUAGGCGAGAUCAGCGUUCAGCAGCAGCUGAUACUACCACUCAAUGAGCGGAGAGAUAUGAUGGAGCAGGGACCCAUCAUAGAUUGGUACAUCGGCGACACGCACGUCUACAAGCGCACCACACGAACCCUGCUCUUUGCGGUCUGCCCAGACGUUGGUAGACAUAUGAAGCCACCGAAUGGCCGAUUUGUGAUUCGACUGCCGCAAGGCUUCAGUAACGUGCUGGCAGUCAAGCUCAUUGUGUAGUACAUGGAGCCAUAUGUGCUCAGUCCCAGAGUUCGCACCGCACCGUGGAAAGUUAAAGCUGACGUUGCCACGUACAUCUACCUAGCCGAGUUGUUCGCGUUCAUUGGCAUGCCAGAUGCCAGCCGCCAUCUCGAAGAGGCAAUUUUCCGGCGGUUUCAGGAGUCACCUUUGCAGGUCGAGCAGAUUCGUGCCAUCCGAGGCCGCGACAACCAUGUCCAGCCAUCAAGGUAUGCGGAGGCUAUGACCGACAAAAUCGUUACCUUAAUGUGCGUACCGAAACUACAUCUCUUCGCCACCAAACACCACAUUGAACCUAAGGAGACAUACGAGGAGGUAGUCAAAAAGACGACGAAGCGUAUGAAGGCCACGUUUCCGGAGAAGGAAGGGUUCGUCAGUCGCCAGACGUCAGUGAAACACUCAAUUGACCAGGACUGUAGGCGCAAUAACCUACGAGUAUGAUACGAGACGGCGCUCCUGGAACGACUUCUAGCGGCACCUAUGAACGUAGCGCUGAAGCAGCUGGUGUAGACAGCCCACAGUCGGGCGCCAACCGAGCCUGCAAACUUUGCCGAGUGGGUCGAGA
Molecule: messenger RNA, 850 nt
Organism: Macroventuria anomochaeta
Lineage: Eukaryota; Fungi; Ascomycota; Dothideomycetes; Pleosporales; Didymellaceae
Exons: 1
Coding region: 271-726 (151 amino acids)
Source: RefSeq, a predicted model, not a curated record